Molecule: messenger RNA, 3365 nt
Organism: Chrysemys picta bellii (western painted turtle)
Lineage: Eukaryota; Metazoa; Chordata; Testudines; Emydidae
Source: RefSeq, a predicted model, not a curated record
CAACCACAUUUUAGCUCCAGCUAGUGGGGGGAAAUUAAGCUCCUUGAAAGGGGUCUGUGGGGCGGAGAACUGCCCGCAGUGCCACCCUUGCAGAGCGAGGAUUUUGCUGCCACCAAAUCUCAUCCCCAUUCUCUCGCUAUUGCGGAGGAGGAAACCAACCCUGCCAGCAGUGCAAAGAGAAGCCAGAUUGGAAAGAGACUCCAACAGGAAGAGUAGAACGGCAGAAGAGGACACCAGAGGAGUUUUCUGGCGAAAAUUUACUGGUGCCAAAGAUGACCAGGAGCACCCAAGACUCACCACUGGACUGGAACUUUGCCUAGGACUCCUGAACUCGGGGCCUCGUCUGUUCAGUUGCUUCCUAUCAGAUUAUACUGGAGCUGGAAUUGCUGGUUCCAGAGAGGAGCUCUCCAAGACUUCCCAUGCAUAAUUGCUUAGAAAUGAUUGUCACCUAAGAAGUCGGCUAUGGCAAACAGGAAACGUCAAAGCACUACAACCGGCAUGCUGGAUCACAGGGUGAUACCUUGCCCUACUACAUCUCACCACAGGGAGCCUGAAAGUGAGGAAAAUGACCUGCCUAGUGAAGAUUACAUAGCAAAGGAGGCAGAGCUAACAGCUGUCAGAGAAGGUAGCCCUACCCCUGUGGAACACGAGUGCAAUGAUAAUAGUGGAGAUGGCGAUUCCAGCUCCGAUUAUGUGAAUAAUACCUCUGAAGAGGAGGACUAUGAUGAAGGCCUGCCAGAGGAAGAGGAAGGGAUCACAUACUAUAUUAGGUAUUGUCCAGAGGAUGACAGUUAUCUGGAAGGAAUGGACUGCAAUGGGGAAGAGUAUGUGCCUCAUGAAGAACACCAAGUUGAAACUGAUGAAUGUCAAGAAGCUGUGGAAGAAGAAUGGACAGAAGCUAACAUUCAGCACCAUGAUGAAAGUGAAGUGACUGAAGGGCAAGACUACCAAGAUAACUGUGUUCAGAUUUUGGAGGAUGAAGUAUCUUCUCUGGAGAUUCAAGACCAAGAAGAAAACAUACAAUACUGUCAAAAUGAAGAAAGCUAUCAGGACUAUUAUCCACCAGAAGCUAAUGGAAACAGUCAUGGGAUGUCGCCCUACCGUUCAAGGAAAGAAGAUGCUGAGUUGGAAGAGCAGGAAGAAGACAUUGACCAGAUUGUAGCUGAGAUUAAAAUGAGCAUGAGUAUGAGCAGCAUUAACAGCACAACAGAAAUGAGCCCUGAGCAUGGCGGGACUGAAAAUGUGCAAAAUGACUAUAAAGAGACUUGUCCAAAAGGUGAUGCUGGUCAUGAAGGGAGGCCAAAAUCAUUGAAUAUUCCACCUGCUUCAAAGCAUGUUGGAGAUAUGCCUAGAGGUUUUAAAACAAAGUCAAGAACUCCAGAAGACAGACAGAAAUGGCCGCAAGAACAGGUGUGCAAUGGUUUAGAACAGCCAAGGAAACAACAACGUUCUGACCUAAAUGGACCAAUUGACAACAAUAAUGCACCAGAGACAAAGAAAGUGUCUUCGUUUCCAAGUUUUGUUGAUGUUCCAGGACCCUGUGAACCUGAAGAUCUCAUUGAUGGAAUCAUCUUUGCAGCCAAUUACUUGGGUUCUACACAGCUGCUCUCAGAACGUAACCCUUCCAAAAAUAUAAGAAUGAUGCAAGCUCAAGAGGCAGUGAGCCGUGUCAAGAGGAUGCAAAAGGCGGCUAAAAUCAAGAAAAAAGCGACUUCUGAGGGAGAUUCCCAGGCCUUGACUGAAGUGGAUCUGUUCAUCUCCACACAGAGGAUUAAAGUUCUGAAUGCAGAUACACAGGAAACUAUGAUGGAUCAUGCGUUGCGCACAAUCUCAUACAUUGCUGAUAUUGGUAACAUCGUUGUUUUAAUGGCAAGACGCCGGAUGCCAAGGUCUGCUUCUCAAGACUGUAUAGAGACGACACCUGGUGCCCAAGAAGGAAAGAAACAGUACAAAAUGAUAUGUCAUGUCUUUGAAUCUGAGGAUGCACAGCUGAUAGCUCAAUCAAUUGGUCAGGCUUUCAGCGUGGCCUACCAGGAGUUUCUGAGAGCCAACGGAAUUAAUCCAGAGGAUCUCAGUCAGAAAGAAUAUAGUGACAUAAUCAAUACCCAGGAGAUGUAUAAUGAUGAUCUUAUACACUUCUCCAAUUCAGAGAACUGCAAGGAGCUGCAGCUAGAAAAGCAGAAGGGAGAAAUUCUCGGGGUGGUGAUUGUGGAAUCAGGAUGGGGAUCCAUCCUACCUACAGUUAUCCUGGCUAACAUGAUGAAUGGAGGCCCUGCAGCUCGUUCAGGGAAACUAAGCAUUGGAGACCAGAUUAUGUCUAUUAAUGGAACCAGUUUAGUUGGUCUUCCUCUUGCAACAUGCCAAGGGAUUAUAAAGGGUCUUAAGAACCAGACGCAGGUGAAACUGAACAUUGUCAGCUGUCCUCCUGUUACAACCGUCCUCAUAAAACGACCAGACCUGAAAUACCAGCUGGGCUUCAGUGUACAGAAUGGAAUCAUUUGCAGCUUGAUGCGAGGUGGAAUAGCGGAACGGGGAGGGGUCCGAGUAGGACAUCGCAUUAUUGAGAUCAAUGGGCAAAGUGUUGUGGCCACUGCUCACGAGAAGAUAGUACAAGCCUUGUCUAACUCAGUGGGAGAGAUUCAUAUGAAGACUAUGCCAGCUGCAAUGUUCAGGCUUCUAACUGGCCAAGAGACACCCCUGUACAUCUAGCACAUGAGGCUGUCUCUCUCAACAAAAGAACUAAAUGAUUCCAUCAAAGUUGAAGUCUACACAGAAGAAGGAAGAAUUUUGUAUUUUGUAUGAAUGAAAGGCUUUGAAACAGGACCUGAAGAUUUCACAAACUGAAUGGCCAAGAGUCUCUCCCUUGCCAAAAAGUGAUGACCAUCUUUAUCAAGAACAAUAAUCACUGACACAAAAUCUUUGUAAGACAUAGUAUUUUGCAACAUCUUCUAAACUCUUUUCUCAUUGAAACUUAUACAUAUUUAUUUGUAAUCUUCAUGUGGCAUGGUGUACAUCUGUCUGUCAUGUUUGAUAAUAUGAGAAUGAAUCGGCAGAACAUUUACUGCAAAGAUAAGCAACUGAACAGCAGCCUCAAGUUAAAAAAAAAAAUCCAAGUCCCAUGUAAUGGUCCCUCCACAGCGUAUUGCGUAAUUUGAAAGCUGAUCUAGGGCAGAUGGCAUUUUAAAAUUUCAGUGAUUAGGAAUGUGUGCUAUUAGAUUCUAAUGUAAAGUGAAACCGUUGUAGUUCUUGGUAUAGUUACAUGUUACAUUUGUCAUAAUGGUAAGUAUGGCAAGGUGUGAUAUAAGUGUAUAACAAAAGAACAGGCAAGUGUUUCUGAUGCUAAAUAAAGAAUAAAUGCCACAAAA